Naegleria gruberi is the source of this 1983-nucleotide messenger RNA. RefSeq lists its product as uncharacterized. The transcript has a single exon. Gene Ontology annotation, cellular component: nucleus; RNA polymerase III complex. Gene Ontology annotation, biological process: DNA-templated transcription. NCBI's taxonomy places the organism in Eukaryota, Heterolobosea, Eutetramitea, Acrasida, Naegleriidae. The record is from RefSeq and is a predicted model, not a curated record. The coding region runs from base 1 to 1983 and encodes 660 amino acids.
AUGUUGAACAAUAAUAAUGGAGAGGGUGAUAGUUCCAUGCCUAAUGUAACAUCAUCAUCAUCGGAUUCGAGAGCUGAUAUGAUGAUGACACAGGAGGAUGAAGGUGUUGAUAUUGGAGAAAUUGCAAAGAAAUUUAAUCCAGCACAGGAUGGUGAUGUAGAAAUGGGAGAAGCCUCUUCGUCAUCUUCCGAUGGUGAUGAAGUUGUAAAGAGAUUUGAAGUUUAUUUAUCACAUAAAUUGUCUGAUAAACUUUACUUGCUACAAUAUCCACUUCGUCCAAAGAAUAAUAAUUAUAAUUUUCAACAAUUGAAGGAAGUUAGAUUUAAACCGAAUCACAACAAGAUGGAAAUGGAUUUUGAAGUGAAUACAAGAAGCGAACAUUAUAAUACAGAUUCUGGUCAAGAAUAUUCUACAUUUUCCCUUUCAUCAACUAGUGUUCCUGUCAAGGCAAAUUAUGCUGUUGGUAUUCUUAGAGGAAAUCAAUUGCAUCUUACUCCUUUGUGGAACAUGUUACAAUUACGUCCUGGUUUCCAACAUAUUAAUGAUGGUUAUUCAACUGGAAAGAGUAAAGUUGUAAGAAAAAAGAAGGGAGAAGAAGGAGAGGAAAAUGGUGAUAAAAAGAAUGAAGCUGUACCAAAUGCUUCUCAAGGAGGUGGUAUGAACUUUAGAUUACAAUCGGAUAGAAAGGCAUUGGAAAGAUCAUAUCAAUUUAUGAAGGAUCAAGAAAAUAAUGAAAAAUCCAUUAACUUGGCUCUCUAUUCACCUCAAGACUCUAGACAACAUAUUGAAUCACUCUUUGAACAAAGAGAUGAUCCUGUUAGAUUUAAUGUACCACCAACUGCCUAUCUUAAACAAUUGGUUCAAUAUAGAGAAGAAGAUCAAUCAGCUAUGGCUCAAGGUUCUUUGGGAGCAAUCAAGAAAAUCAAAUUGGGAGAAAGACAAGUUUACUAUGCCUUGUAUCUUGCUAAAAUUCUUCCAUUCUCAAAGAUUAGAGAGCUUUCAACACGUAUAAAGAGUGAUGAAGAAAUGCUCAAUGCUCUCCAGCGAUAUGGUGUAUUUGUGGAUGGUAGAUGGGUUCUCAAAUCAGAAUUCAAUGAAAAGAUUAUCAAAUUGAAAGACUUGGAUAAGAAUCCUUGGACUUGUCUUAAAUAUCCAAAAACAGCAGCCUUUAGAGAAUAUUUACUUUACCUCUUCCAAACAGAAAAGAAAGUUAUCAGAAAAAAGUUUGUUGAAAAGACUGGCAUUGAAGCUGAUAGGGCCAAACAAUUACUCGAAGAAGUUGCUGUAUUAAAGAAGGUAUCUCAAGACGCAGAUGAAGAUGAUGAAUUGGCUGCCUACUGGGUUCUUAAAUAUGACGUGGAUCAAGAAUUCAUUGACGAGUUUAGAUCAUUUGCUGGUUUGACAGUCAAGCAAAUGUGGACAAAGAGAGAAUUGGAAAUUAAUAACUUGACUAAUUCUAACUUUAGAGAUUUAUCAAUUCUCUUACAUGAUGUUCCAAAAUCAAAUGCAAGAGGUGUGGGAGGUGCUACACCAAACAGAUUUGUUGCUUCUGUGGAAAGUGAAUUGAAAUUGUUCAUUACCAAUACCCUUCUUGAAAAUGGUGUCUGUAGUGAUGUCUUACUCAAGAAGAAGAAGAAUGAAAACCCAUCUAAGUACAUUAAUAAUGCUAAGGAAGAAGAUUUCUUAAAAAUUUUGGAUGAAGUUUCUAUUGAAUUUAAUAAUGCUAGAAUUAUGAAGUACAGAUCUGAUUACUCAGAGAAGGAAAACAAAUAUAGAGAGGCCAUUGUAAAGGCAUUUAAAGAGAACAAAUAUUGUCUUUCAAAGCCAAACGUUAAGGAGGUCAUUAAGAAUGCUUUCAAUGAAGAUAUUCCACAAAACAGUUUUGUAAGAAUCAUGGUUGAAUUGGCCAUAAACGAUGCAACUAACAAAUGGCACGCAAAAACAGGUACUGAAGCUCUCAAACCUUCCAAUACUACUGUAUAA